CGACUCUACACAAUACUUGGAGCGCAAUGUCAAACACAGCACCCGCGAUUCUGCUUACUGGGGCGACAGGAUAUAUUGGUGGCUCAAUAUUGACACAUCUGCUGGACUCGCAACAUCUAGCACUGAAAAAUGUGGUCAUUACCUGCCUUGUCCGAGGUGAAGAUAGAGUAGCAAAGUUGAAUGCCAAGUAUGGCAGCCGAGUCAAGCCCGUGCUGCAUAAAGACCUUGACGACACCGACCGAGCUAUCGAAGUCGCUUCCCAACAUGAUAUCGUUAUCAAUACCACCAUCGGCUAUCAUCCAGCUUCCGCAGCCGCGCUGGUCCAAGGGUUGGCCAAGCGAAAGCAGCAGACCGGUCGGGAUGUGUGGAUGAUCCACACGUCAGGAACCAGCAAUCUCGCGGACAGGCCGAUUAGCAAAGGUUACGUAGAGGAUGACCCGGAGAGAGUUUUUGACGAUUCCAAGGAUGAUAUCUAUGCUUACGAAAAGAUGCGUAAUGACAAGGAGCUGUAUCCUCAACGCACCAGCGAGCUAGGUGUGAUCGACGAAGGCGUGAAACUGGGCGUGAAAACACUCGUCAUCAUGAGCCCGACCAUCUACGGUGUCGGUACUGGCGAGUUCAAUGUCAGCAGCAUCCAGGUCCCCGCGUACGUGAACGCCUGCAUUGCCAAAGGCUACGCCAUGGUAGCCGGAGACGGCAAGGGUGUUUGGGACAACGUCCAUGUCGGAGACCUUGCCGAGCUCUACGCUCUCUGCCUCGUCAACAUUGUCGAGAAAGGCGGUGCAGACCUUCCAACGGGCAAGCAGGGCACAAUCUUCUCCGAGAAUGGCCGGCACACCUGGAUGGACAUUGCUCAAGGCGUCGCUGACGCUGCUUACGAAGCCGGCAGAAUCAAAAGCCGGGACGUCAGAUCGGUGUCCUUACAAGAAGCCGCGGACGCCAUUACCGGUGGUGACCCGCAUAUCGUGGAGCUGGCCAUGAGCUCAAACUCGAGGACCAAGGGUACUGUUGCACGGGAGAAGCUGGGUUGGAAGCCUACCAGAGGGCCGGAUGAUUUUAAGCGCGGCUUCACUGAAGAAGUCAAGGCGGCCAUACAGAAGGAGGCUAAGUAGAUCAGCAGCAUGCGAUGACUGUUUUCGCGCAUUGCGAUCAACAGCGUACCGGCAUCGUGAUAUGUCGAAUGUGCCUCCAGCAACUUGUUCGGGAAGUGUCUGGCGGACAGGGAGACGCCAAUGUCGUUCUCACGCAUUUUGACCGUGACAAAAGUCAUCGACGGUGAGAUUCUGCUCGAUGCGUUCUCCAUGUCUUGAACGUCACGAAGAAUCUCGCCGGGGCUGUGAUAGUCGAUGUUGCUACGACGCACACGCUCUCACUCCUUAGUGGCGAGUGCGCUCGGCGGAAGAUGAAGGAGUCUCAGUGAUGGCGUGACUCCGCACUAGAGGAGGUACACAGGUUGUUGACUUUCUUCAGCCGAGGGUAGGUGAACACGC
Molecule: messenger RNA, 1490 nt
Organism: Baudoinia panamericana UAMH 10762
Lineage: Eukaryota; Fungi; Ascomycota; Dothideomycetes; Mycosphaerellales; Teratosphaeriaceae
Exons: 2
Coding region: 27-1112 (361 amino acids)
Source: RefSeq, a predicted model, not a curated record